Messenger RNA from Triplophysa dalaica, 3298 nucleotides. RefSeq names its product internexin neuronal intermediate filament protein, alpha b (gene inab). Gene Ontology annotation, biological process: intermediate filament organization. Gene Ontology annotation, cellular component: cytoplasm; intermediate filament; postsynaptic intermediate filament cytoskeleton. Gene Ontology annotation, molecular function: structural constituent of postsynaptic intermediate filament cytoskeleton. NCBI's taxonomy places the organism in Eukaryota, Metazoa, Chordata, Actinopteri, Cypriniformes, Nemacheilidae. The record is from RefSeq and is a predicted model, not a curated record.
UCUUCAAACGCCAAGAUGAAUUACGGAUCCGACAUAUACUCUGCCUCUUCCUACCGGAAGAUUUUCGGGGACUCCACUCGAUACUCUGCCUCUCCAUCACGGUUAAGCAGCUCCCGAAGCGGGUUUAAGACCCACUCCGUAACUCGCACCAAUGUCCCAAGCUCGUGCAGGGGCACGAGUCGGUCUACCUUUCCUUCCUCGUCUCUGCAAAGCUUUGAUUUCACCCAAAGUACAGCGAUUAACAAUGAGUUAAAAAUCAUCGAGAAUGAGAAGGAGCAGAUGCAAGGGCUUAAUGACCGUUUCGCGAUUUUCAUUGAGAAGGUUCGAAAUCUGGAGCAGCACAACAAAGUGCUGCAAACUGAACUGGUGACCCUGCGCCAGCGCCAGACGGAACCGUCUCGUCUGGCCGAGCUUUACCAGCAAGAGGUCCGGGAACUGCGCUCCCAUCUCGAUGAACUCAACGCCGAAAAGAACCAGAUGAUGCUCGAACGCGACAACAUUGAAGAUGAUCUCCACAAACUUCAGGAGAAAUUCGAGGAGGAGAUAAGGAUGCGCGAGGAGGCUGAGCAAACGCUCAGAGCUUUCAAGAAGGACGUCGACAGCGCCACGAUGGUGCGCCUGGACCUCGAGAAAAAGGUCGAGUCACUUUUGGAAGAAAUCAACUUCAUGAGAAAUGUGCAUGAAGAAGAGGUGGCUGAGCUCAUGAACAUGAUCCAAUCUAGCCAGGUGUCCAUGGAGAUAGAAGUGGCUAAACCCGAUCUUACCUCCGCGCUUAAGGAGAUUCGCGGCCAGUACGAUGUCGUAGCCACUAAAAACUUGCAAUCUGCCGAAGAGUGGUACAAGUCCAAGUUUGCUGAUCUAAGUGAGCAGGCUAACAAGAGCAACGAGGUCAUUCGGGCUAACAGGGAAGAGCUCAACGAGUUCAGAAGGCAGCUGCAAUCCAAGACUAUCGAGAUUGAGAGUCUGAAAGGAACAAAUGAAUCCAUGGAAAGGCAGAUCCAUGAGAUAGAGGAGAUUCAUAAUGCUGAAGUUAUGGGAUACCAGGAUACAAUGGGGCAGUUGGAAAAUGAGCUGAGGUCCACUAAGAGUGAGAUGGCCCGUCACCUUAGGGAGUACCAGGACUUGCUGAAUGUCAAGAUGGCACUUGACAUUGAAAUUGCUGCUUACAGAAAACUGUUGGAAGGGGAGGAGACACGUAUUAGCACUGGGAUCACCUACCCCACCCCUUGCCCUAUGUCCAGCUACAGCUACCAGUCCCGCAUAUACAGCAGCACUAGUGUGAGCGGAAGGAAAGAGGUAAAGGAGGACAAUGACAAUCAGCAGAGCAGCUCCUCCCAGUCUGACGACUCCAAGAAGAGUGAGAAGAAUGAUUCUGGAGACAUGAAUCCCACCAGUCAGAAAAACUAAAUGUCUCUUCAUUCCUCUCCAUCAUCUGCAUCCUCCAUUACUCAUUAUCUGUUACCCAGCAAUUUCCCUACACAAAGGGGGUCUCACAGAGAAAUCCAGUUUAUCUCAAUCUCAUCUUUCUCUUCACUAACCACCAGUCUACAGGGCACAAGUCCCUCUGUAGGAAACCCAUUCACACACCCCUGGUGUCACACUCUGUAUUUCAUUAAGUCCAUAAAUUGUUUAUAGAAACAGUUUACCUCUCCAAGGCUACACUCAGAUUCCAGUGUUGUGUUGAGACUGUAAGGUGCACUUUUAACAGGCAUCUCAGGACAUAUAUUUGAUUAAAUAUGUUUGUGGGUCUAAAUGGUCUUUUAUAAAGCAAAUGUUUAAAAUACUCACCCUGAUAAUUGCAAGUACUUCAAUCUAGCAACAAAUACAUGCAGCAUCAAUGUUGCUCAUAGUGCAUUUAGACAAAGAACAUAAAAGCUUUAAGGUAACAGUACAGAAUAAAUAAUCAAUUAAAGUCUAGUCAACAGGCAAAUACUUCUCCAAGACAUUUGAACACUGCAUGAGGUGUAUAUACUGUUUGCAUGGUUACUUUAGUGGGCCAUCAAGCAAUCUUUCAUUUUUAGGAAAUAAGAGCAUAUAAUCCACUGCUAUCAUAGCGGUGUGUGUCAUCCCUCUUAAGUAGACUACAUUAGGUUGCUAACAAAUGGAGUGUCUGAGGAAGUGGGAUUUAGAAGGUAAUGUUAUGCAGAAGACGUUCACAUGCUGCUUGUGACAUUCUAAUAAUAGUUCAAUAAUAUCCAAUAUCAUAUAAAUGGUGUAGUUGAUGAAUCAACUCUAUCAACACUAAUUGAUUCAUAUUAAUUAAUCUUGAAAUGAUUUUGCUCAUAUUGUAGAAAAGAAAGAGAAAACACGAUGAAACAGUGUGUAUGUUAUGAAAUGUGUAUUUGUAGAAAAGGGCCUCUUUGAGCAAACCUUAAGCUUUACCCGCUGUCCCUGAGUUUGUGCAAAGCACGGAACAGAAUUACAGAGAUUAAAAAUUUACCACAAACACCAGAUCUACUCUUUGACAGACCUCCAGAAACCAUGCAUCAACACUGAAUCCUUUGUUAACUUUAUAACUUUUAAGAUUAAAUGCUUGUGAAUUUCCACAUCACCACCUGUCACACUGCCAGGUUUUGAUACUUCUUGCCUCUAUAUUUGUCCUGUCUUUAUUAAGCCUGACUUGCCAUACUCUAUCUCUCUGUGAACAGACUAAACAGAAAGAUAUGGUUUGACAUUGUCACUGAAAUGAUCUUAAACCUAAUACAUAAGUAUUUAAGAAUAGACUUAGAGUUUCUUCUCUGUUUAAAUUCCUUUUUCCAAUAAACACUGUGAUGUUGGUAUAUGCUAAACUGCAGGACAAUGUUACACAAAUUUAGAACCUUGUCUUUGACAAAUGCUUUUGUUAAAGAAUAGACUGGACUGAUUUCAUACCGCCCCUAUGUUUAAAUCGAAAGAGAGGCAGAGGUGGGAUAGGUUUCAUUUGCACACACAGCCAAUCUUAUAUUGUUUUUAAACGCAUCAUUUAUUUAUUCAUGUCAAAGACACCCGAUGGUAGGCCAAACCAUUGUAGUCUAUCUCUUCAUCCUGUUUUCAUCCAACCUCUGCCUCGUUUUUGAUUUCAACAUUGCGACGUAGUGGAAUCAGUCUAUAGCAACAUAUAUAGUCGGUUUGAAGCAGAAAAGAAGAAUAUCUGCACUGACAAACUUUAUAACAGAAUAUGCGAUCAAGAUUCUUCUUCAUAAAAAGCAUAAAAAUGGCAAUCCAUCCCAAAAUGCAUUUGGUUAUGAAUGCUCUAUGUUAUAGAUUAUAAAAAUGCCUUACGCCACCAGCAGCUUUCUAAAUCUGGCAGGGUGUGCUC